AUGUGGGCAAGGGGAAAAGUACUCGCAGCGUGCUGCGGGUCAUUAUCCUCGCCCUCAUCGCCGGCGCCUCAAUCGCAAGCCGCCUGUUUUCCGUCAUUCGUAGGUGUUCCCUGGGCAUGGAGGAAGCUAUCAUGGCUGGACAGCAAGCUCGCGGCUGCUUCACUGGGGCUGUUUCUGUGCUUCUCUGGGUCCUGUGAAUCCCAUAGUUCGUCAAUUGCAUUGCUAACAUGCUGCUUGUUUCCUAGGUUUCGAAAGUAUUAUCCACGAAUGUCAGUCUCCCAUAUGCGUUGCGCUGCGGCCCCAUCGCGUCCUCUGCCCAAUAUAUCAAGAUAUACUAACACCCUUCCAGUCGACCCUUGGUUCAACUUCCGCGCCACAAAAUAUCUCGUCGCAAAUGGCUUCUACAACUUCUGGGACUGGUUCGAUGACCGAACAUGGCAUCCUCUGGGCCGUGUCACGGGUGGUACCCUCUACCCUGGCCUCAUGGUAACCAGCGGUGCUAUCUGGCACGCCCUCCGCGCCUUCACGAUUCCCGUCGAUAUUCGCAACGUCUGCGUUCUUCUCGCGCCGGCUUUCUCUGGCCUUACGGCUAUUGCCGCCUAUCUCCUCACCAAUGAAAUGACAACAUACAACUCGGCCGGCCUCCUGGCUGCUCUGUUUAUGGGCAUCGCCCCCGGCUACAUCUCUCGAUCAGUUGCUGGCAGCUACGACAACGAAGCCAUUGCGAUUUUCCUGCUCGUCUUCACCUUCUAUCUCUGGAUCAAGGCUUUGAAGCAGGGUUCCAUGCUGUGGGGUGCUUUCUGCGCCCUGUUUUACGGCUACAUGGUCGCCUCCUGGGGUGGUUAUGCCUUCAUCACCUGCCUUCUUCCCCUUCACGCCUUCGUCCUUAUCCUCAUGGGCCGCUACAGCACCAGGCUAUACGUUUCGUACACUACCUGGUAUGCCCUGGGCACACUGGCCAGCAUGCAGAUUCCCUUUGUUGGUUUCUUGCCUGUCAAGACCAGCGAGCACAUGCCUGCCCUUGGUAUUUUCGGCUUCCUCCAGCUCCUCGCUUUUUUGGACUAUGUCCGGUCAGCCAUUCCCAGCCGUCAGUUCCAGACAUUCCUCUGGAUCUUUGCUGGCGGUAUCUUCGUUCUGUCUCUUGCGGCUCUGGUGAUUGCCACCAGCGCCGGCAUUAUCGCCCCGUGGAGCGGACGUUUCUACUCACUUUGGGAUACCGGAUAUGCUAAGAUCCACAUUCCCAUCAUUGCCUCCGUCUCUGAACAUCAGCCCACCGCCUGGCCAGCUUUCUUCUUUGACCUCAACCUGCUUAUUUUCGUCUUCCCUGUUGGUGUCUACCUCUGUUUCCAGGAGCUUGCUGAUGAGCAUGUGUUCAUCAUUGUGUACGCUGUUUUUGGCAGCUACUUCGCUGGUGUCAUGGUCCGCCUGAUGCUUACAUUGACCCCUGUGGUCUGUGUUGCUGGUGCCAUCGCCAUCUCGACCAUCCUCAACAACUACCUUGUCGCAAAGACUCCUACCGAGGAGGACCAGCAAGCCGCCGAGGCCGCUGAGAAGAAGGGCUCGAAGUCUGGUCUUAAGUCCACUAACAAGCCCGUUGUUGGCAUUUAUGGCCUGUGGUCCAAGAUCUUGAUGGUGGGCGCUAUGGCCAUCUACCUCCUCAUUUUCGUCAUGCACUGCACCUGGGUCACGUCCAACGCAUACUCCUCUCCCUCCGUUGUCCUGGCAAGCAGGAUGCCUGACGGAAGCCAGCACAUUAUUGACGAUUACCGUGAGGCCUACCAGUGGCUUCGCCAAAACACAAAGGAGGACGCCAAGAUUAUGUCGUGGUGGGAUUAUGGUUACCAAAUUGGUGGCAUGGCUGACCGCCCAACUCUUGUCGACAACAACACGUGGAACAACACACACAUUGCCACUGUCGGUAAAGCCAUGAGCUCGCGCGAGGAGGUCAGCUACCCCAUCAUGCGCCAGCACGAGGUCGACUAUGUUCUCGUGGUCUUUGGCGGUCUUCUGGGCUAUUCUGGUGACGAUAUCAACAAGUUCUUGUGGAUGGUUCGUAUCGCUGAGGGUAUCUGGCCUGAUGAGGUCAGCGAGCGCGCCUUCUUCACCCCAAGAGGCGAGUAUCGUGUCGACGGCGAGGCUACCGAGACCAUGAAGAACAGCUUGAUGUACAAGAUGUCCUACUACAACUUCAACAACCUGUUCCCUCCAGGACAGGCUGUCGAUCGCAUGCGCCAAGCCCGUCUGCCCGAGGUUGGUCCUUCCCUCAGCACCCUGGAGGAGGCCUUUACCAGCGAGAACUGGAUCAUCAGAAUCUACAAGGUCAAGGACCUUGACAACGUUGGCCGUGACCAUAUCUCGGCGACAGCGUUCGAGAAGGGGCUCAAGAAGAAGAAGGCCACCAAGAAGAGGGGGUCUCGGGUCCUGCGUGUGGAUUAA
Molecule: messenger RNA, 2436 nt
Organism: Podospora anserina S mat+
Lineage: Eukaryota; Fungi; Ascomycota; Sordariomycetes; Sordariales; Podosporaceae
Exons: 2
Coding region: 1-2436 (811 amino acids)
Biological process (GO): post-translational protein modification
Cellular component (GO): membrane
Molecular function (GO): dolichyl-diphosphooligosaccharide-protein glycotransferase activity
Source: RefSeq, a predicted model, not a curated record